AUGGCAGUUGUCGCAGUGGUGACGGUGGUGGCAGUGGUGGCAGUGGUGGCAGUGGUGGCAGUGGUGGCAGUGGUGGCAGUGGUGGCAGUGGUGGCAGUGGUGGCAGUGGUGGCGGUGGUGGCGGUGGUGGCAGUGGUGGCAGUGGUGGCAGUGGUGGCGGUGGUGGCGGCGGUGGCGGCGGUGGCAGUGGUGGCAGUGGUGGCGGGGGUGGCGGGGGUGGCAGUGGUGGCAGUGGUGGCAGUGGUGGCAGUGGUGGCGGUGGUGGCGGUGGUGGCGGUGGUGGCGGUGGUGGCGGUGGUGGCGGUGGUGGCGGUGGUGGCGGUGGUGGCAGUGGUGGCGGUGGUGGCAGUGGUGGCAGUGGUGGCAGUGGUGGCGGUGGUGGCAGUGGUGGCAGUGGUGGCAGUGGUGGCAGUGGUGGCAGUGGUGGCAGUGGUGGCAGUGGUGGCAGUGGUGGCAGUGGUGGCAGUGGUGGCAGUGGUGGCGGUGGUGGCAGUGGUGGCGGUGGUGGCGGUGGUGGCGGUGGUGGCGGUGGUGGCAGUGGUGGCAGUGGUGGCAGUGGUGGCAGUGGUGGCAGUGGUGGCGGUGGUGGCGGUGGUGGCGGUGGUGGCGGUGGUGGCAGUGGUGGCAGUGGUGGCGGUGGUGGCAGUGGUGGCGGUGGUGGCAGUGGUGGCAGUGGUGGCGGUGGUGGCGGUGGUGGCGGUGGUGGCGGUGGUGGCAGUGGUGGCAGUGGUGGCAGUGGUGGCAGUGGUGGCGGUGGUGGCAGUGGUGGCAGUGGUGGCGGUGGUGGCGGGGGUGGCAGUGGUGGCAGUGGUGGCAGUGGUGGCAGUGGUGGCAGUGGUGGCGGUGGUGGCGGUGGUGGCGGUGGUGGCGGUGGUGGCAGUGGUGGCGGUGGUGGCAGUGGUGGCAGUGGUGGUGGUGGUGGCAGUGGUGGCAGUGGUGGCGGUGGUGGCAGGCAGUGGUGGCAGUGGUGGAAGUGUGGUGGCAGUGGUGGCGGUGGUGGCAGUGGUGGCAGUGGUGGCAGUGGUGGCAGUGGUGGCGGUGGUGGCGGUGGUGGCGGUGGUGGCGGUGGUGGCAGUGGUGGCAGUGGUGGCAGUGGUGGCAGUGGUGGCGGUGGUGGCGGUGGUGGCGGUGGUGGCGGUGGUGGCGGUGGUGGCAGUGGUGGCAGUGGUGGCAGUGGUGGCAGUGGUGGCAGUGGUGGCAGUGGUGGCAGUGGUGGCGGUGGUGGCGGUGGUGGCGGUGGUGGCGGUGGUGGCGGUGGUGGCAGUGGUGGCAGUGGUGGCAGUGGUGGCGGUGGUGGCGGUGGUGGCGGUGGUGGCGGUGGUGGCGGUGGUGGCGGUGGUGGCGGUGGUGGCAGUGGUGGCAGUGGUGGCAGUGGUGGCGGUGGUGGCAGUGGUGGCAGUGGUGGCGGUGGUGGCGGUGGUGGCGGUGGUGGCGGUGGUGGCGGUGGUGGCAGUGGUGGCAGUGGUGGCAGUGGUAGCAGUGGUAGCAGUGGUGGCGAUGGUGGCAGUGGUGGCAGUGGUGGCGGUGGUGGCGGGGGUGGCAGUGGUGGCAGUGGUGGCAGUGGUGGCAGUGGUGGCGGUGGUGGCGGUGGUGGCGGUGGUGGCGGUGGUGGCGGUGGUGGCGGUGGUGGCGGUGGUGGCAGUGGUGGCAGUGGUGGCGGUGGUGGCAGUGGUGGCAGUGGUGGCGGUGGUGGCAGUGGUGGCAGUGGUGGCAGUGGUGGCAGUGGUGGCAGUGGUGGCAGUGGUGGCAGUGGUGGCGGUGGUGGCGGUGGUGGCGGUGGUGGCGGUGGUGGCGGUGGUGGCGGUGGUGGCAGUGGUGGCAGUGGUGGCAGUGGUGGCGGUGGUGGCGGUGGUGGCGGUGGUGGCGGUGGUGGCGGUGGUGGCGGUGGUGGCGGUGGUGGCGGUGGUGGCAGUGGUGGCAGUGGUGGCAGUGGUGGCAGUGGUGGCAGUGGUGGCAGUGGUGGCAGUGGUGGCAGUGGUGGCGGUGGUGGCGGUGGUGGCGGUGGUGGCGGUGGUGGCAGUGGUGGCAGUGGUGGCGGUGGUGGCAGUGGUGGCAAUGGUGGCAGUGGUGGCAGUGGUGGCAGUGGUGGCAGUGGUGGCAGUGGUGGCAGUGGUGGCGGUGGUGGCGGGGGUGGCAGUGGUGGCAGUGGUGGCAGUGGUGGCGGUGGUGGCAGUGGUGGCGGUGGUGGCAGUGGUGGCAGUGGUGGCAGUGGUGGCAGUGGUGGCAGUGGUGGCAGUGGUGGCAGUGGUGGCAGUGGUGGCAGUGGUGGCAGUGGUGGCAGUGGUGGUAGUGGUGGCGGUGGUGGCGGUGGUGGCGGUGGUGGCGGUGGUGGCAGUGGUGGCAGUGGUGGCAGUGGUGGCAGUGGUGGCAGUGGUGGCAGUGGUGGCAGUGGUGGCGGUGGUGGCGGUGGUGGCGGUGGUGGCGGGGGUGGCGGGGGUGGCACGGCACGGAGCAUGUGAGCACUCAGCAGGCACGUGA
Messenger RNA from Closterium sp. Naga37s-1, 2478 nucleotides. The record is from the annotation of a GenBank genome assembly. Lineage: Eukaryota; Viridiplantae; Streptophyta; Zygnematophyceae; Desmidiales; Closteriaceae.